Molecule: messenger RNA, 1336 nt
Organism: Anopheles stephensi (Asian malaria mosquito)
Lineage: Eukaryota; Metazoa; Arthropoda; Insecta; Diptera; Culicidae
Product: methyltransferase-like protein 23
Exons: 2
Coding region: 115-921 (268 amino acids)
Cellular component (GO): cytoplasm; nucleus
Source: RefSeq, a predicted model, not a curated record
GGAUUUUAAAAGUCCAUCUUUGUUUAACGAAAAUACAAAUUUCUAACAGAUUUGGUGCAACAUAAUGUGGAGAUUUUGUCACAGAACAACAAAAUAUCCUCCUAAGCAAUAUUGAUGUUAGGUCCUGCGCUUUUGACCGUUCGUUCAACCACUGUACCUGCCGUACACUUGCCAAAACAAGGGUCAGUUUGGACGAAAAUGACCAAAUUCCAACAAAUGGAAAACGAUGGCGAGCAAAUAAAAAGGUUUGUUUUUGGCGGUAAAUCCAGAAACGGUGCCUCGUACGUAGGUGAAAAGCUGGAAAUACUCAUACCGGAGCUUCCACUGCCGGGUUAUUCGUUUUACACCUGGCCGUCUGCACCGGUGCUUGCCUGGUUUCUUUGGGAACGACGCCAUUCGCUCAUCAACAAACGAAUACUAGAGAUCGGUGCCGGUACGGCGCUGCCGGGGCUGCUGGCAGCAAAGUGUGGAGCUCACGUAACACUCAGCGACUGCAGUACGCUACCGAAGACCUUGGAACACAUACAGCGUUGUUGUCGAUUGAACAAUCUUGUGCCCGGACCCGGCAAGGACAUCGAAGUCAUCGGACUGACGUGGGGACUAUUCCUGGAGCAGGUGUUGCAGCUAGGACCGCUGGACUUGAUUCUCGGUUCCGACGUGUUCUACGAUCCGUCGGUGUUUGAAGACAUUUUGGUGACGGUUUCGUUUAUACUCGAGGCAAAUCCGGGCGCGAAAUUCAUCUGCACCUACCAAGAACGGAGUGCCGACUGGUGUAUAGAGAAUCUCCUGAAGAAGUGGGAUUUGGUUUGUUCCGUCAUCAGCUUAGACAAUCUCAGUGAGGACCUCGGUGUAGAUCCACAGGAGUUGAUGGGCAACCAUACCGUCCAUUUGUUGGAAAUAGUGAGACAACCGAUUGGAUAGGCCCUUCACAAAAGCUACUGCCAUGUCUUCCACCACCGCUGCGGCCAGCACGAUCGCCCGAGGCGUGCAAAAAUUGUUCGUAGGCAACCUGCCGUGGACGGUCAGUACGAAGGAGCUCAAAACCUACUUCUCCAAGUACGGCCAUGUCCAUUCGACGAACGUAAUCUAUGACAAAACGACCGGAAUCAGUCGUGGGUAUGGGUUCAUCGUGUUCAGCACGCGCGAAGGCUUCACCAAUGCCACCAACAACCGGUUACACGUGCUCGAGGGACGUGUGCUGGACUUGCAACCUGCCUCUUCUUAACAUGUAAGCAUAGGAUACGGACACAUUUCGAAGGAAUCGCUUAAAAACAUGCAAUGUAAUCGAAUGUAUGAUUUCAUUGAAUAGAAAUGUUUGAUUUAGCCAUAAAACUAA